AUGUCAAAUCUACAGAAAAUAGGAGAAGUAAAAGAUAUUACAAGAAUAGAGAGAAUUGGAGCACAUUCUCAUAUUAGAGGUUUGGGUAUAGAUGAUUCGUUAGAACCGCGUGAAGUAAGUCAGGGUAUGGUUGGUCAGAUCAAUGCUAGAAAGGCAGCUGGUCUGAUCGUUCAGAUGAUCAAAGAGGGUAAGAUUGCCGGACGUGCUGUUCUCAUCGGUGGUGAACCAGGCACUGGUAAGACUGCCAUCGCUAUGGGUAUGGCACAGUCACUCGGCUCGGAGACACCGUUCACCGCUAUCGCUGCGAGUGAGAUCUUCUCGUUGGAGAUGUCCAAGACUGAAGCGUUGACUCAGGCAUUCCGUCGUUCGAUCGGUGUUCGUAUCAAAGAGGAGACAGAGAUAAUCGAGGGUGAAGUCGUCGAUAUCGUAAUCGAGCGAUCGACUACCGGUGCACAGAAAGUCGGUAAACUUACAUUGAAGACAACAUCGAUGGAUGCUCUCUACGACUUGGGUGCCAAGAUGAUCGAUGAGCUCGUCAAGGAGAAGAUCUCGGCUGGCGAUAUCAUUCGUAUCGACAAGGCAAGUGGAAAGGUAACACGUCUCGGUCGUUCAAUCUCGCGUCUACGCGACCACGAGGUGAGUGGCGCCAAAGUCAACUUUAUCGAGUGUCCCGAGGGCGAGAUUCAGAAGCGUAAGAAACAAACACACACCGUGUCGCUACACGAGAUCGACGUUAUCAACUCGCGAGCACAGGGAUUCUUUGCGUUGUUUGCUGGUGACAUCGGUGAGAUCAAGGCGGAGGUGCGUGAGCAGAUCAACCAGAAGGUCGCCGACUGGAAAGAGGAGGGUAAAGCAGAGAUCGUGCCGGGCGUUCUCUUUAUCGACGAGGUUCACAUGUUGGACAUCGAGUGUUUCUCGUUUUUGAAUCGUGCACUCGAGGACGACAUGGCACCAAUCUUGAUUAUGGCUACCAAUCGUGGUAUCACAACGAUUCGUGGCACCUCGUACAAAGCGCCACACGGUAUUCCAGUGGAUCUUUUGGAUCGUUUGUUGAUUAUAAAUACAUCGCCUUACACCGAGAAGGACAUUCACAAGAUUCUCAAGAUCCGUUGCGAGGAGGAAGACGUCGACAUUGCUGACGACGCACUCACCCUGCUCACCAAGAUCGGACUGGAAACAUCACUGCGUUACUCGAUCCACUUGAUCACCUCUGCAUCGCUGGUCGCAGCGAAGCGUAAAGCAACCGAAGUUUCAGUGAGCGACAUCAAGAGAGUUUACGAUUUGUUUGUAGAUGUAAAACGUUCAGUCAAAUAUCUUCAAGAGUAUCAAGAUGAAUUUUUAUACGAAACACCAACACCAGCCAAAUAA
Heterostelium album PN500 is the source of this 1368-nucleotide messenger RNA. It is a transcript of the gene rvb2, whose product is annotated as RuvB-like helicase. The coding region runs from base 1 to 1368 and encodes 455 amino acids. The transcript has 2 exons. The record is from RefSeq and is a predicted model, not a curated record. NCBI's taxonomy places the organism in Eukaryota, Evosea, Eumycetozoa, Acytosteliales, Acytosteliaceae. Gene Ontology annotation, biological process: box C/D snoRNP assembly; chromatin remodeling; regulation of transcription by RNA polymerase II. Gene Ontology annotation, molecular function: DNA helicase activity; ATP hydrolysis activity; ATP binding. Gene Ontology annotation, cellular component: Ino80 complex; NuA4 histone acetyltransferase complex; R2TP complex.